UAAUGCUUGCGGAACUCCUUUGACAAUUUCAUUCUAACAACAAACGUUGCUGAUGCUGGCAAGAAGGGGGAGUACCGGAGAGUGCUCACUCAUCAAACACCCCUUGGUUACCAUGGAGACUGGGGAAUGACCAUGUUCCGGGUGAGCCACAUCUCGGUGAGUCGCAGACAGCAAUGGUCGUCCACCCACCACACCUUCUUUGGCACCGUCCAGCCCCGGGGGAAGCAGCCAUGCUUUAGGGGACUCUUUCUCGGGGUCAUAGCUGGGAUCCUGCUGACCAUUGGUAUAAUGUUGACCUGGAUAGCUGGAUUAAGUGGUAUUGUUGAAGCAGGCCCCAUCUUGAUUGGUUUUUCUCUCAUUGUGUUCCUUGUUGCUUCAUGUCAGUUCUUACAAGCCAGAAAAGAACAGCUUCUGGAGAGACAAGCUGAGGAGCAGAGAAGACAAGCCAUAGCCACAAUGGCAGUAAAUCAAGAUGGCGACAAUCCCCCAGAGACUGUUAUUAUUGAGGCUUUGACUCCGAGUGAAAUGUACAGCAGCACAGAUGACAAUGCCCCACCCAGCUAUAUGGAGGCCACGGAAUCGGAUCUGAACCACUCCGUUCUCCUGCCAGAGGAAGUGAAUGAGCAGAUAGAGGACCCGCCUUCUUACGCUGAAGCCAUGAGCACUUCCUGUGUAGAGAUCUGUACAAGAGGGACAACUCCAGCCAGUGUGUGCUGGAUUCCUCCUUAUUAUCCCCAUUUAUCUCCCCCUGAACACUGUUAUUCAAGUCUCAGCGGGCCUCCCAUAAUGAUGACGUCGUUAGAUGGGGAGGAAGUGGAGGACUCCGAACAUCCAUCGUUAGAUCGUGAGGGGACGGAGAACAAUGAAUCUCCAAUAAUUAUGACAUCAUUACAUCCUUACAGAGUGGAACAUAAUGAGCCUCCAAUAAUAAUGACAUCAUCACAUCGGGAAGGCUUGAGGGACAAUGACCUUGAAAUCAGCUCAGAUGUGGAUGAAUUCUCAGACACAAGCAGUUCACGUAGACCCAGUGAAGAAGUCCAGAACUAGAGUCCUGUGAUGUUAGCUGUUUAUAUUUUUGUAAUGAUAUGUAGGCAGUGUAAACUUUUUUUUUGAUAUCCAUUUAGUCAUAAGUUAUCCAUCAUUGCAAACCAUGGGUUU
Messenger RNA from Saccostrea cuccullata (small rock oyster), 1158 nucleotides. RefSeq lists its product as uncharacterized. The transcript has 5 exons. The record is from RefSeq and is a predicted model, not a curated record. Lineage: Eukaryota; Metazoa; Mollusca; Bivalvia; Ostreida; Ostreidae. The coding region runs from base 127 to 1047 and encodes 306 amino acids.